Molecule: messenger RNA, 1476 nt
Organism: Danio aesculapii
Lineage: Eukaryota; Metazoa; Chordata; Actinopteri; Cypriniformes; Danionidae
Product: Immunoglobulin domain-containing protein
Exons: 4
Coding region: 30-749 (239 amino acids)
Source: RefSeq, a predicted model, not a curated record
CGGAUUUUAUACACAAACAGGCAAGGAAUAUGGAUAACGCUUUUAUUUUGUUCUUUGUGAGCUUGUGGCAUCUGGUUGAUGUGACAGAGGAAAUAAAGUCAGUAUCGGUGAUGGAGGGAGAUUCUGUCACUCUGCACACUGAUAUUACUGAAGUACAGAAAUAUUUAUUGAUUCAGUGGAUGCUCGGAAACUCUCGAAUAGCUGAAGCCAGCAAACUCACACAAACUAACUCCACAUAUGAUGGUCCAGAUGGAAGAUUCAGAGAUAGACUGUAUCUGGAUGAGAUUGGAUCUCUGACCAUCACAAACACCAGAAUCACUGAUUCAGGAAUUUAUAAACUGACACUUAUCAGAAGCCAAACCAGUUACAGGAGUUUUAAUGUUACAGUCUAUGUGGCUCCACAAAGUACUUCAUCUCCAGAAAGUUCAUCAAACUCAAACUUUUUGUCAUCUCCGUAUGCAUUGAAUAAUCCAACCAUAAACCAGACUGAGGAUGCCAACAGUAAAAAUCUCAAUCAGUCAAGUUCAGACCACAUCCACUGUUGUGGUUUCCCUGAAAUUGUGAUCCGUUUGGUCGUCUCUGCUGUUGUUAGUGUGGCUGCUGUUGCAUUUCUUGUUUAUGAUAUAAGAUCUACAAGAAAUGAGCUGAACUGGGCGGAAGAGACUAGACGACACCAGCAGAUGCAUGCAGCAAAAUCACACCAGCGCUAUGAACCAACCAGAAGAAUAAGCUCCAGAUAUGUUUGCUGAGUGUUACUGGUAUAAUCUUAACCAGAUAAAUUGACAUAUUAACACACAGUAUUUUACAUUGGACAAUUUAUUGAUUGUACAGAAUUUUAACUGAUCUAUUACAUAUGACUGAAGAUCAUCUCAUAGAUUGUUGCUGUGAAUUUUCAAUGGAAUCUCUUUUUCCUCUCAUUCUCUGUCCAUGUUUAUAUCUUAAACAGUUUUGAUACAAAAGCCUUUCCCUGAGAAUCACAGAAUUCACCUGAUUAUACACCAGCGGCUCUGAUUGUGAGUUGACAUGUAUGACAAUAUUCACAUUUACACAUUGUGGAAUAAUCUGAUGAUUGGUUGAUAGACAAAUUGGUUUUAAAAGAGUUCAGUUAGUAAAGCAAAGACUGGGAAGAAAAAAAAUACAUUUAUUUAAAUGCAACAGACCUUAUUUCUAGGAUUUUCAGUUAAUCAGCUCAUUUUAGUUUCCUAUAAACACUUAGAGCCACUAGAUGGAGCUCUCGCUGUGUUAUUUUCAAGCGGCAACCUCCCGCUCUCCCUCGGGAAGCCAAUACGGAAGUAACUGAAACUGCAAUUCAUCAAAAUUCCGCUAGUCCUGGCUCCAUAAUAGAGCAAACUGCAAUUGAGUCCACUGUUAGAAUGGCCAACUUUACAGCAGAAAAAAAAGUGUUUACAGCCUGGUACAAAGAACGAUUUUGGUUCAUAUAGCUAUUAUUACCCUCCAUGACUACUGUGAGGGGGU